GCCCAUUCGCGUAGCUUUCGCGUUGCACGAACUGGGGGCUUUCUGUGUCAGCGAGCGAGCAAAAAAAAAAAAAAAAAAAGCACGCAUCUAAGCGGCGGGCGAGUUCGGUGGAGGCGACCCCGGUUCUUGGGCUGGGCUUCUCUUCGGCGAGCCGGUUGGCACGGACGGCUGACUGCGUUGCCUCGGCGACCUUUGGUUUGCGAAGCUGUAUUUUAAGGAUGGGUAGAGAGUGAAGCAGGAGCGGCCACGCCAGUUAUCCGGAUGACCCGAGUCAGGAUGAUAUUAACGCAAAUUGAAGCCAAGGAAGCCUGUGACUGGCUGAAGGCUGCUGGUUUCCCCCAGUAUGCUCAGAUGUUUGCAGAUAUGCAGUUUCCAGUUGACAUAAAAACUGUGAGGAAAGAUCAUGAAUUUUUAGAUCAAGAUGCAAUAGAAUCUCUCUACAGACGGUUAAAUACCUUGAAUAAGUAUGCAGAAAUGAAGAUGGAAAUAAGUAAGCCAAGAAAGCGGAGUGAUGAAUCUGAAGAUGAAGAACUUUGUGCAAUAAGUAACAAAUGGACUUAUGAGAAAGGUACCAAAAGAUGGUCCCAUCUGGAAAACAUAAAGGUUUCUUGUGCACUAAGACCUGAUAACUUGAGACUUAAAAGCAACGCCAGUGGGGAUAUUAUCUUUUCAGCUCAAGGAGACAUUCACGAGAAAUCUUCAGUUCAUAGUUCUAGCAGUGACGAUAGUGAUAUAAUUAAUUUUCCCAAAAUUUGUGGGGAUGUUGAAACCAGCAGAAGCUCUUCAACCUGUUCCUCAAAUAAAUUGGCAUCCCCUGAAUCUGUUUCCAGUUGCUCUCCUUCUGUUACUGAGACCUUAAAUAUGACAAGUGAGGACAAGAACUUGGAUAAACUAUGCCAUAAAAAAGGAAACAGUUUCUUAAAGACAAUGGAGAAGCUGCGCUUAAGAAGUGGCACCUGUAAGAAACAAAUGCAUUUGAAGACCAAAUUCAACAUUAGUGAGCCUAUUCUCCUAGAGGGAUUGAGUGAAGAAAAGUUGAGAAGCUUAAAUUGCGUAGAUAUUUCUGAUGCACCAGUCAGUCGGGUGAUGCAGCCUUCUUACUAUCCUCAGAGCUGUAGUAGCAGCAGCAGCAGCAGUCAGUCUGGAGACAGUAGCACUGUGAGCACCCCAAGCCCAGUCAGCAAAGUAAGGAGACACAGUAAAAGAGGAGGAAUGUACGCUGAAGAGUUUGAUCCCAGCAAGCUUUCCUUAAGGAGUGAUUUUUCUGAGCAGAGCUUCAACAGUGAGAUAUGUUUGCACAAAAACAAAGUAUUUCAGGUACCACAAGGUCAUAAGCCUGGGACUUUCCCCAAAGCGCUUACAUAUAGUCUGUUAUCUCCAAUAGACAAUACCUCAGUAAACUGGAGAACGGGGAGUUUUCAUGGAUGCCAGAGAAGCAGGGAUAAGAUUAAUUCUCAGGAGACUGAAGGGUCAUGUGACUCUCCUUCACUGAUGGAUAACAGGCUGAGUAUAUAUGACAAUGUGCCAGAAAAUCUUCACAAAAUGAAUUCACCAGAGACUGAUGAUGAUGAUGUCUUUACGGAAUUAGACAAUAUUAUGGAACACGUGAAUGGACUCAGGAAGUUGGUCAGCCAAUGGACAGAGAAAUUAUCUGAUGAUGGCGACUCUGAUUCUGCAAGCUACUCCAACCAAUCCACUUCUCCAUGCCCAUCAUCUCCUAAGGAAAUCCUUCUUGAAAUUAAAAAGCAUUCAGAAGAAAAAUCAUCAGAGUUGCCAAAUAUUGAUGGUGAAGACAGCUACCGACAUCUUGGUGAACAGGGUCUAAUGGAACUGACGUAUGUAAUGGGAACAGGAACAGGGUUGAUGCCAACACAUUCCAUCAGGCAUGGGAGAAGACCCUGGUCUAGUAGAGAAGACACUCAUUUUGAAAGUCUUUCUCUACAAAUGGACAGCCAAUCAGCAACUUGUCUGAACCGCAUGCAAAAGCUUGCUCUGUUAAAAUUAACUACUUUGAUGGACAAAUACUCUCCAUCUAGCAAACAAGGAUGGAAUUGGACUAUUCCAAAAUUCAUUAGAAAAUUAAAAGUCCCUGAUUAUAAAGAUAAAAAUGUAUUUGGAGUACCAUUACUGUUAAACGUUCAAAGAACGAGUCAUCCCCUUCCAAGGAGCAUAUUCCAAGCUAUGGACUACCUAAGACACAAUUUUCUUGACCAGGUUGGUCUUUUCAGAAAAUCUGGUGUUAAAUCUAGGAUCCUUUACUUAAGAGAAAUGAAUGAAAUUAACCCAAAUAACAUAAAUUAUGAGGGUCAAUCGGCCUUUGAUGUGGCAGACAUGUUGAAGCAGUAUUUCCGAGAUCUUCCAGAACCUAUAUUCACCAGCAAGCUCUGUGAAACUUUCCUGCACAUCUAUCAAUAUCUACCAAAAGAUCAGCAAUUUUGUGCUGUCCAGGCUGCUAUUCUUCUUCUCCCAGAUGAAAAUCGUGAAGCUCUGAAAAUUCUGUUGUACUUCCUUAGGGAUGUUGUGACAUUUGUGGAAAAAAAUCAGAUGACUCCAACCAAUAUAGCUGUGUGCCUGGCACCAUCUUUAUUCCACCUCAACACCUUGAGGAGAGAUAGUUCUUCAUCUUCCAGAUCUAGCCAAAGGAAGCUCAGUACUGGAAAACCUGAUCAGAGGGAUUUGAGUGAGAACUUGGCUGCAACGCAUGGCCUGGCCCACAUGAUCAUGCAGUGCCACAGACUAUUUGGGGUACCCAACUAUUGUUUUGAUCAGGAGCAUGAGAAUGAACACAACCAAGCAGAUUUAGAUGAAGUAGCUCCACAUCAAGCCACUUUAAUAAAAUAUUCUAACAUAGUGUCAUCCCUGGAACACUUCAUGCAGGACUUACUCAGAGAGGCCAAAGACAAAUUCAAGAACUGGGUCACUUGCUCCAUCUUAGAAGGAGUAGACUCCGCAUCUAAGAAGGUGGAUGAUAACUACCACAUCUGUUUAUGGAAAACCUCUGUUGAAAUUGAUGCUGUUCCUAAAGUUAUUCUACACCGUAUAUUGAUGGAACAACAUCUGUGGGAUCCAAAUCUUCAACAAACAAACAUCCUGGAGAUUUUAGAUGAUGAAACAGAUAUUUAUCAGUACACAACAGCAAAUAUGUCUCCACUUCCUUCAAGAGAAUAUGUGGUCCUAAGGACUUGGCGGACUGAUCCUCAAAGUGGCACAUGUAUUCUAGCAGCUACCUCAACAGAUAACAAAGGUGCUACUGUGAAUGGGAUUUUGGUUCAAGUCAUACUUUACCAAUACCUUAUAGAAGUUGUUGCUGGUUCCCAGAAAUCCAAAGUAACAUAUGUUUGUCAAAUAGAUACCAGGGGGCGGACCACAGAAUGGUAUAAGAGGGCUUUUGGUCAUAUCUGUGCUGCAGACAUGAUAAGGAUUAAAGAUUCUUUCAAAGGAUCCCCUUACCGAAAUUAAACCAAAGACAACCAUUUGAUGCUUCUGGAGACGAAGAUAGUGCAAGAUGGCUUCAGUUACCAUUUUCAAAUUUGAUUAACUGAGAAAGCUGUAUAUAAAGCUAUCGAAGAAGAAUUUUAGAAAUGAAAUUUCAGUAUAAACGUACCUUUCAACUGAAUAAUUUACACAUUAUUUUAGUGUUUUGCCAAGAAAAUGAAAUUAUUUUGAUUAUUUCUUAAUUUAUUUAUAAGGAACAUCUUUUAAUAGUCUAUUUUAACUGUGUAAAUGAGAUAUAUUUUUAGAUGUUUUAUUGAUUGAAAAUGUGAAAGCAAUAGUAAAAUUAUAUCAGCAGCUUACAGCCUGACCAGCUUUUAUGCUGAUUUUAUUUUUAUUAUUGUAACAUAUUAGGAAACAGUGAUGCUUGUAUAAGAAGCUAAGCUAAGCUAAUUACAUUAUAUUUAUGUUGGUCAAAGAUUUUUGUAUCUUGAGUAGCCACAAUAAUCUACUUGAGAAUUUAUACAUCCAUUUUUAAUGCAGGAAUUUUUCAAUUUGCUUUAUAAGACACGCUCAAGGCAAUGUUCAAAGCAGAAUAGGCACUUUAAAUGGAAAAUGUUUACUUUUGGGAAAUAAUCGAGGACUAACUACAUAGUGAUACAUGGAGCUGAAAACACUAGAUUCAAAUUCUGUAUUUACUUAGUAUGCCCAGUUUUCAUUUAUUUGUUUUUUUUUAUAUUGAAAAAUGCAGUUAGACUGACUUGAAGAUAAUCUCAAUUUUUUUUAAAAAAAGUCCAUGAGUAGCUUUCAUUUACCAUACUGGAUGAAAAAAUUUUUGAAUGAGAAAUUGAAUCAGACAACCACUAGCUUUACAUACAUGCUAAACCAGUUUGUAUCUGCUAUGCAAAACAUAGCAAAUUAUAUUGUGGCAUUGUGCCGAAUCAUUGGCAUAAUCUUACUCCUCUACAAUGAUUUUUUUUUACCACUCCACUUCUGUCUAAUUGUCUUUUCUCACUCGUUCCAGUACAAUGGAACUUUGAUCUUGGACAUUUUGUGUAGCUCUUUAAAGAUUUUUUUCUUCAUUUAUGAAAUAAGUUACCCCAAGUUUGCCAGUAACUUUUGGCAUGCAGAUUGAAUUUUUUACCUCUAGCUCCACAAGCUUAAAAAUAUUUCUCAAGGUACUGUAGAAUUAGUAUUUUUAUUACUUGCUAUAAAAUAUACUGUUUUUCCAGUUGCAUAAGCCUGUAAUCCACAAUUCCUAAUUAAUGGAUGGUUUCUAACAAACAAGUCCUAACAUUACAGUUAGCUUGAUAGAAUCAAGGUAAUCAAUCACAUUAAGAUACAUGACUGCCCUGUGUGUGUAUACAGUAACAAGGGAUUUUUAAAAAAAUCCCUGCUAAUUCAAGUAAAUAUCUGCCCUAUUUUUGGUGACACCUCACACCUGUGUCACAGCCUAUCCUAUUUAGGAUGUUCAACGUUCAUUUUUACAGUGGCGUUUUGUGCAGCUGCUUGCAGGAAAUGCCAAUACCAAGCUCAUCUUGAUUGAUCUUAAAAAUAUAGUUAAUAUAUGGAUGGAGGGUGGUCACACUGAGAAACUGAAAAAUAUAUAAACAAACAAAUAAAUCUGGAGAAGGCAGGGGAGAACUACUACUCUAUUUUGUGUGUUUUCAUGCAGUUAGUAAUGAUUUUAAAUUCGGUAUUUUCCUCAGUCUGCCAAGCCAUCUGAUUUAAGUGUUAUAGCACAAAAUGAUUUUUUUUAAACAUAAAAGCUGGUUGCAGCAUUCCACUUGGGUACUCUACUUUGUGCUAUAUUUUAUACAUACUGCCAUCCGUGCUAUUUUGUUAGGGUGUUGUAAAUAUUUAGCUAAUCCUUAAUUGUAUACUUGAUGUAGAUAUUUAUAUACUAUUAUAAUAACACAUACAUUUCAUAUUAAUAUGACAUUUUACAAGCCCCUCAGUGAACGAAAUGUGUUUAUUACAACUAUUUUUAUUAGGCAUUUCAUUAUUGCUUUCAUUAGGAAUAACUAAGUGGCCAAAUUGAUUUAUUUGUGCUGAUAAAAUGUACCUUUUUUGAAAAGACAUUCUGUGUAAUAAUGCUAGCCAUUGUAAAAGAAGUCUUCUGUAUUUCUACUAUGUUUAUAUAUUUCCAACAACAAAAAAACCUCUUGCCAGAUGGUAUCAAUUUACAAAUCUUUAGACAUGGAGAGCUGGUGAAUGCUAAUAUUUAGCAGCUAAGUAGCAAUUUUAGUUAUAGAAAAGGGGGAGGG
Molecule: messenger RNA, 5699 nt
Organism: Notechis scutatus (mainland tiger snake)
Lineage: Eukaryota; Metazoa; Chordata; Lepidosauria; Squamata; Elapidae
Product: rho GTPase-activating protein 7-like
Biological process (GO): actin cytoskeleton organization; regulation of Rho protein signal transduction; signal transduction
Molecular function (GO): protein binding; lipid binding; GTPase activator activity
Source: RefSeq, a predicted model, not a curated record